AUGUCUAGACCCCACGGGGCUACGCUGAACUUGCAUGUUUCCCAGGCGUUGCAAGCCGAAGGAGCGAUAGCCUCCGCCACUUCUCAGAAAGCGGCUCUGGAAGCUGCCAUCAAUGCCGCCGAACAAUACAUGAAGGCUCUGCGCCUCGCGCCAGCUAACGAUAAGGUUCAACUCGAUGCUAAAUGCAAGGAACUCAUCACUCGUGCCGAGCGGAUCAAGGCAGCCGCGGACUGGCAAUCAGCGGCCCGCCAGAAACCUGUCUCCAAGUUGCAACCCCCCACGUCCAAGCGCAAACUCACAACUCGUGAAGAGAUUAUCGUGCUAGAAGGGGCAAAGCUUAAUGGCUUUGUCUUUCCACCAUGGGAGCGCCCACCAGCAUCGGCUGAGUUUGAACAGCAAUUUACAGAUUCUCCCGAUCUACAACUAUCUGGUUGUCAAAAGAAGAUAUUCGCUGGGUGGGAGCGACCAUCCAAUUUGCUACAUGCCAGAAAUGUCGCGACACAAACACAAGAUGUGGAGAAGCCCGUGAUGUCUGUCAUGGGGAUAUCUGAUCUUGUACAAGAUGUCUUGACCGAUUGCUCUGUAGUUGCUAGUCUAUGUGCAACCACCUCAAGGUCAGAGCGGGGACUAGGAAAUCAUGCUUCGCCAGCGAUGUAUCCCCGUGAGCGUGGCUCAGACGAACCAGCUCUCUCACCAUCGGGGAAAUACAUAUUUUGCUUCUACUUUAAUGGCGCCUUUCGAAAAGUUGUCAUAGAUGACAGGUUACCAUCUUCAAAUACAGAACGAUCACUUCAUGUGAUUGACCGCAAUCACUCAACUUUCUUAUGGCCUGCUUUGGUUGAAAAGGCAUAUUUGAAAGUUCGCGGGGGCUAUGAUUUCCCAGGGAGUAAUUCAGGAACUGAUCUCUGGGUGUUGACCGGAUGGAUCCCCGAGCAAGUCUUCCUCCACAAUGAGGAUGCCACGUCAGACGAGAUCUGGGGCCGACUCUACCAAGCGUUCUCAUAUGGUGAUGUUGUCCUGACUAUUGGGACCGGCAAACUGACCGAGAGGGAACAACAAGGCCUGGGCUUGGUUAGCGAGCAUGACUAUGCCAUUCUCAACAUGAAAGAGGAGAACGGGCGACGUCAGUUUUUGCUCAAGAAUCCAUGGGCAGGCGCAGAGCCAACCAUCAUACAACAUGGCAGACUUGACCUGACAGACUCUGAGAACCCACCUUCACCUCUGUCACCAGGGACAUUUUGGAUGGAUUGCGAGCAGGUUUUCCAAAACUUUGAGAACCUAUAUCUCAACUGGAACCCCGGUUUAUUCAAGUAUCGUGAAGACAUCCACUUUACCUGGGAUCUUUCACAAGGACGCGCUCUUUCGGGUUGCUUCGUCAGAAACCCACAGUUUUCUGUCUACAGCGAAGGGGGAGGGACGGUUUGGUUGCUACUGGGCAAGCAUUUCAAGACUGACGACCAUAAUUACCUUAAAAACGAGGACAAGGAGCUUGGAUUCAUCAGUAUCUAUAUUUUCCAAGCUGGUGGUAAAAGAGUGUCCUUGAAUGAUGGGUCUUUACGCCGUGGACCCUACGUUGAUUCUCCAAAUACUCUCAUAAGACUCGAAAUGCCCCCACAAACGACCUACACCGUCGUGAUAUCGGAGCAGUCAUUACCAUCGUCCAGCCAAAACUUUACCCUCUCAGCAUUCUCGACAUCCCCAGUCUCGCUGGCCCCUUCAAGAGACAAGCACAUGUGUUUGAAGAAAGCGAGCGGCUCCUGGACAGCAUUGACAGCCGGCGGCAAUGCCGAAUCUGCACGAUACUCCUCAAACCCACAAUUCAGUCUUGAAGUUUCUGAAAAGACCGACGUUUCGAUUCUCCUGGAAUCGAACGAGACCGAGCUAGCAACGCAUGUCAAACUCUUCUGGUCCAACGGUCAGCGUAUCACGAGAGUCCGAAGCCGAGACAUCAUUGCAGACAGCGGCGACUACCGCCGCGGGUGUGCUUUGGGUGAAACAAAAUCCCUCGACAAGGGUAUAUACACCAUAGUAUGCUCAACUUUUGCACCGGAUCAACUUGGACGUUUCGAGCUCUGGAUAUCAUCGUCGAUUCCAUGCGUGGUGCGACCAUUGGCCUCUGAAUCUGCCGGUCGCCGAAGGACUGUAUCUAGUAUCGGAAUUCUGACACCUGGAAAGGAUCGCAUGCUGGCACCAUUGCGAGUAUCGCGCAUGACCCGCAUCAAGUUGAUUGCAAAGAGCAAAGUAUCUACAAUCGGGUCUCGCUCCGUUGCCCCGUCACCCGUCUUGAUGACCGUGGAACUUGGUCAAGGCCCAUACAAGAAGACAUUAGCAGUGUCUGAGGAUGGCAAUCAUUGUGAUGCUCCGUCCGGGGUACGUGUGGAUGACUUUGAUCUCUCACCCAGUCCUGGCUCCCACGGAAACAUUUGGAUCGUCAUUGAGCGCAUUGGAGGGCCUGGUGGACAAGUGGAAGAUCAUUAUGAGGUUGAGGCUUUGGCUGAAGAGCGAGUGGAGAUUGGAGAGUGGGCUGUUGAAGAUGAUUGA
Molecule: messenger RNA, 2541 nt
Organism: Penicillium cataractarum
Lineage: Eukaryota; Fungi; Ascomycota; Eurotiomycetes; Eurotiales; Aspergillaceae
Product: calpain-like protease PalBory
Exons: 4
Coding region: 1-2541 (846 amino acids)
Biological process (GO): proteolysis
Molecular function (GO): calcium-dependent cysteine-type endopeptidase activity
Source: RefSeq, a predicted model, not a curated record